Molecule: messenger RNA, 402 nt
Organism: Drosophila rhopaloa
Lineage: Eukaryota; Metazoa; Arthropoda; Insecta; Diptera; Drosophilidae
Exons: 1
Coding region: 44-328 (94 amino acids)
Source: RefSeq, a predicted model, not a curated record
AGUCGUAGAAAGCAGACCCAACUAGAGCAAACAUCGCAGCAAUAUGAGUAGCGUUAAUAAUGUCAAUAUCAAUGUCCAGUGCGAGUGCUACCAUCGGCGAGGACUACUGUACUACGCGAAUCCUUUGGCGUGGGGACGUCCUUGCCGCAGAUGUCGUCGCAUGAUGUCCAGGAACAACAUUGUGGUGUCUGUGCCAGCGGCACAAGUGCAAACCACCGCCACCACAGUGACGCCUGCCCAAUGUGCGACCCACUGGCAGACUCAGCAGGAGCCGCACGUGAUGUCCGCCCUGCCACCGAAGUACGAUCAGGCUGUAGCUGCCAACUAAAUCAAGAGGAUAAGUGACUUCCUGAUUUUUUGUUAAAUUUAUAAAAAAGAAACAAUAAACAAUAAAAACAAGAA